CAAACAGAACACUCUCUCUACUUCAUACAAAUCAGCAAAAUCAAGAAAAUGUCAAGCAAAAUGAUGGUAGUGGCUAAUUCCCUAACAAGACUAGUACCACAACCACCAGACCUAAUCAAGUGGGUUAAAACUGAAGGUGGUUUUGUUCACAAAUCAAUAAAAAUAGCACAAGAAAGAGAUUGUUUUGGACUUGGUUUAGUUGCUACUGAGGAUAUACCAAAAGGGUCUGACAUUAUUGCCCUUCCUCAGCAUAUUCCCUUGAAAUUUGUGUCUGAAAAUUCAGUUGAUGUUGAUGGGGCCCAUUCUGCUUUGAUUAAAUUAGCUCAACAUGUGCCUGAGGAACUGUGGGCUAUGAAAUUGGGUUUGAAGCUUCUGCAAGAGAGAGCAAGAAAAGGUUCAUUCUGGUGGCCAUACAUCAGCAAUCUCCCGGAGACCUACACAGUGCCGAUUUUCUUUCCUGGCGAGGAUAUAAAGAACUUGCAGUAUGCCCCUCUUCUUUAUCAGGUGAACAAAAGAUGUCGGUUUCUACUGGAGUUUGAGAAACUUCUGAAGCAUGAACUCGAGAAUGUUAAACCCGAUGAUCAUCCUUUUGGUGGCCAAGAUGUGGAUUCAUCUGCACUAGGAUGGGCUAUGUCAGCUGUUUCAUCUCGAGCAUUCCGAUUGUAUGGAAGUAAACGUCCUGAUGGUACCCGCAGUAAUGUUCCUAUGAUGCUUCCACUUAUUGAUAUGUGCAACCACAGCUUUGAUCCAAAUGCUGAAAUUGUACAGGAAGAAAAGAACGGCAAUAGCAAUAUACUUGUAAAGGUGGUCGCAGGAAGGGAGAUAAAGCAAAAUGAUCCGUUGCUACUAAACUAUGGUUGUUUAAGUAGCGAUCUUUUUCUUUUAGAUUAUGGAUUUGUCAUUCAAUCAAACCCCUAUGACUGCAUUGAACUUAGAUAUGACGCUGCUCUUCUUGAUGCUGCCAGUAUGGCUGCAGGGGUUUCAUCCCCAAACUUCUCUGCACCGUCCCCAUGGCAGCAGCAGAUUUUAUCGCAUUUAAAUCUAGGCGGAGAAAACUCUGAUCUCAAGGUGACACUAGGAGGUGGAGAGCUAGUAGAGGGCCGAUUAUUAGCAGCCUUGAGAGUUAUCCUAUCAAACGAUGAAGAAGCGGUGAAGCCGCAAGACUUGGAGAAGCUCAAAUCGUUGGCAUCCGAAGCCCCUCUGGGAAUAUCGACUGAGGUAUCCGCCCUUCGCACUGUUGUCGCGUUGUGUGUAAUUGCUCUCGGACACUUCCCGACGAAAAUCAUGGAGGACGAGUCGUUGUUGAAGCAAAAUGUUUCUCCUACUACUGAGUUGGCUCUCCAGUUCAGAAUACAAAAGAAGUCACUCAUUGUGGAUGUGAUGAAGGAUCUUAGCAAGAGAGUAAAGUUACUCCUUGCCAAAGAAUCAGCUUCAUAAAAGAGCUAAAUGCAUCAACUUACUGAGGAGUUCUUGUACUUGUGGACAUCAUCUCUUUUGUUUAAUUAUUAUUACCGUGGUGUCUGGGCCAUCUUGCUGCACCUUGACUAAUUCCACGAGGUACCUGCUACCUCCCAUUAGGAGAGGUGUCGGGUAACUCUGUUCAUCAAGGCUUGUGGACAUCAUUUUAGGUAGAUUAAAAGUUCUUUUGCCCCCUUUUUUCUGCCAUUUUGGGAAGUCUUAUUCAGUUAUACCUUCACAAAUUCUUGGAAAUUUGGUGAUUAAUUAUGGUAUUCCUUUUUCUUUU
Messenger RNA from Lycium barbarum (goji berry), 1744 nucleotides. RefSeq lists its product as uncharacterized. Gene Ontology annotation, biological process: peptidyl-lysine monomethylation. The transcript has 5 exons. Lineage: Eukaryota; Viridiplantae; Streptophyta; Magnoliopsida; Solanales; Solanaceae. The coding region runs from base 49 to 1437 and encodes 462 amino acids. The record is from RefSeq and is a predicted model, not a curated record. Gene Ontology annotation, molecular function: protein binding; protein-lysine N-methyltransferase activity.